GACUAUAGCUGGCCUUCAGCACCACUGAGAUGGCCUUGGCCCUGAACCGCUACCUCUGCUCGGCUGUCCUGCCUCUGCUCACCAAGUGUGCCCCGCUGUAUGCUGGGACGGACCACCGUGCCAUCAUGAUCGACUCCAUGCUGCACACCAUCUACCGGCUGUCCCGCGGCCGAGCCCUCACCAAGGCUCAGAGGGACGUCAUCGAGGAGUGCCUCGUGUCGCUCUGCAAGUACCUCCGGCCCUCCAUGCUGCAGCACCUGCUCAGACGGCUGGUGUUUGAUGUUCCCAUCCUCAACGAAUACGCCAAGAUGCCUCUUAAGCUGUUGACCAAUCACUACGAGCGCUGUUGGAGGUACUACUGCCUGCCUAACGGAUGGGCUAACUUCGGGGUGACCUCAGAGGAGGAGCUGCAUCUUACUCGUAAACUCUUCUGGGGAAUCUUUGAGUCUUUGGCACACAAGAAAUAUGACGCAGAGCUCUUCAAGAUCGCCAUGCCGUGCCUCUGUGCCAUAGCUGGAGCCAUCCCUCCGGACUACGUGGACGCCACCUUCUCCUCCGCCACUGAGAAGAAGGCCUCUGUGGACGCUGAGGGAAACUUUGAUCCAAAGCCAGUGGAGACCACCAACACCAUCAUACCCGAGAGGCUGGACGCCUUCAUCAACAAGUACGCAGAGCACACUCAUGACAGAUGGGCCUUUGAAAAGAUUCAGAACAACUGGACCUAUGGAGAGGUGUUGGAUGAGAAUUCUAAGACCCACCCGAUGCUCCGACCUUACAAAACGUUCUCUGAAAAG
This is a messenger RNA of Notothenia coriiceps (black rockcod), 794 nucleotides long. RefSeq names its product ryanodine receptor 1-like. The transcript is spliced from 6 exons. Lineage: Eukaryota; Metazoa; Chordata; Actinopteri; Perciformes; Nototheniidae. Gene Ontology annotation, cellular component: smooth endoplasmic reticulum; sarcoplasmic reticulum membrane; calcium channel complex. The annotation marks the transcript as partial. Gene Ontology annotation, biological process: release of sequestered calcium ion into cytosol by sarcoplasmic reticulum; striated muscle contraction. Gene Ontology annotation, molecular function: ryanodine-sensitive calcium-release channel activity. The record is from RefSeq and is a predicted model, not a curated record.